Molecule: messenger RNA, 1052 nt
Organism: Camellia sinensis
Lineage: Eukaryota; Viridiplantae; Streptophyta; Magnoliopsida; Ericales; Theaceae
Source: RefSeq, a predicted model, not a curated record
AACAAUUCAAUCUAUACUCACUGUUUAUCCCUCAGAUUCUUUUUCCACCAGCUCUUUUCUGGGGUUCCAUUUGUAUGUGUAGGUCAUAUCAUUUCUUUGGAUCAAUUGGAUGGGUGUGGUUGGCCGUUGUGCAGUAUAGUACAAUGUUUCUCAGAAUUGAAGGAAGGUCAGUAUCAUCAUCAAUCCAAGGAACUGCUUUAGCAUCCUCAGGGAUGGGCACAGUGCUACCUGAUAGUUCCCUCAAUGAUGCACACCACUCUGUCUCUAGACCAUUGCCUUAUGAUGCUGAUCAGAGAUUCUCUCGUUCGCAACGUGAUGGUUUGGUCUCUAGGCGUGAUAAGUCAAUGACUCAUUUUCAAGAAGAUUCACAACCACUGAGAAGAAAUAUGAGUAGUUCUGGUAUGGAACCAUUGGGUUCUGGGAAGAAAUGGAAUGGAGUUGAUUCUGCAGAAGAGUUCAAACUUGGCCAUUCAGAGUCUUCAGAGAAGGCCUUAACUACAAAAGUUGCACAUGGACUAAUUUAUAUACAACAUUCUUCUGAAGAUGAGGAUGUUUGCCCUACAUGUCUUGACGAAUAUACUCCAGAAAAUCCAAAAAUCACAGCAAAGUGCUCUCAUCAUUUUCACCUUGGUUGUAUAUACGAAUGGAUGGAAAGAAGUGACAGUUGUCCAAUUUGUGGCAAGGAGAUGGAAUUCUGUGAAAGCCCUUGAAGUUUUGCGAGGAGGUUGAUUUCAAAGUAAAAGAGCAAACGUACAAAGCAGCCAAGAAUGUGCAAUAAGUACUGUGCAUAACAGGUUCCCAUGGAGGAAGCUGGUGGUUUAUUUUUAUGGCACUCGUUUGUAUUUUCAUGUAAUGAUAUCCUCCUCCUUACUUGAUAUUUCAAUGCACUUUUGCGUCUCUUUUGUAUAGGAAAAUAUUGGCCAGUGUUCGAUCACAUUAACUGAUUCGUGUAAUUAUAUUUGUCAUGGAAUCAUCUGGAAACACCUAUACCUUUUAUGAAUAUCCCUUGAAUUUGUGUGUACUACCAAUAAAAGUGAACUUGGAUUAUUGUA